Messenger RNA from Diospyros lotus (date-plum), 4197 nucleotides. Its product is annotated as lysine-specific demethylase JMJ26-like. The transcript is spliced from 13 exons. Gene Ontology annotation, cellular component: chromatin; histone deacetylase complex. Gene Ontology annotation, biological process: regulation of transcription by RNA polymerase II. The record is from RefSeq and is a predicted model, not a curated record. Lineage: Eukaryota; Viridiplantae; Streptophyta; Magnoliopsida; Ericales; Ebenaceae. Gene Ontology annotation, molecular function: transcription coregulator activity; chromatin DNA binding; histone H3K9 demethylase activity. Bases 297 to 3929 code for a protein of 1210 amino acids.
AGAACCGCUGGCUCAUGGUUUUCACGUUUCCCUUCGCGUUGGCUCUCUCUCUCUCUCUCUACAUCUACGCUAUAUAUUUUUCUCUCUCUACAGCGGUCUUCGUAACCCCGUCUUUCUCCUUGCUUGAUCUUCCUUGGAUUAUCACGUCGCCUCGAUUUUACCCUUCGAUCAAUCAAUUUCGCUCCGUUUCCGACCCCAACUUUCGUGUUUUUUUGCAACGUUCAGUUGACAGAGCAUGGAGGAGAAGAAUUGAGACUCUCAAUUGAUCAGCAUCUUGUCUCAGUUCUGCAGAGAGAAUGGCAAUGCUGAUUGUGAAGCCUGACCUGUUGAACCGCUAUACUGAUAAUGAAAUCCAGAUAAACCCCAAAACUUCCAGUGUCUCUCGGCUUGGUAGGGAAGUCAAAUUUCAACGUUUCAAGGAUUACAAAGAUCAAAUAACAGAGGAGGGUGAACAGGAAGAGUACAGUCUGCAGUCAUCACCUAUGCAACCAAAGGAUUCAGUUAAGAAUAGAAGUAGACCUCCAGAAAGAAAAUUCAUAAAUAGUAGAGGAACCCCAGGAAAGCCCAUUUAUACAUCAAAUAAGAAAAUGAGUACUGGAAGUGGAUCUAUGAUGGGUGAAUGUAAGGAUGACGGUGAGGAACAGGACAGUCCGCGAUUAUCACCCUUUAGAAUAAAAUAUCUCAAGGAAAAAAGUAGAACCAGAGAAAGCAAAGGCUCAAAAAGUACAGAGAGGUGCCUGCGUAUGUCAAACAAGAAAAGAAGUCUUGAACAUAAAUUUAACUUGGCAGAACGUGAAGAAGAAGAUGAGGACAGCGCAGGAUCAUCAUUUACAAGUAUGAAGGGUUCAUCUAAGAAAAACAGGCAGACUCCAGAAACCAAGCGCUUAAAUGGUAGAAAAAUUUCAAGGAAAUGUUGGCGUGCCUCAGAGAAGGGUAAUCCUUGCAAAUAUGUCAGUCCUGAAUUUGAAGAAGGUGACAAUGAGGAAUAUUGUUUAUCAACUCCAGUUAAAAAGAGGAGAUAUUGUCAAAGCAAAGGGUCCAAUGGUGAGGGGGAGGAAUAUAGCAUGUUGCCAUCACCUUCAGUUAAGAAAAGGAGAACCUGCAAAAGCAUAUGUUCAGAUGGUGAUGAUUCUGAGGAGGCGCGAAACAGCACUGUGGGUAUGCCAUCCACAAGAGCAAAAUGUUUAGCUAAAGAAAAAAGAAUAGCUCAAGAAAAGGAAUGUUGCAGGGGGGGAAAAAUCUUGCAGAAGUGUCAUGGUACCUUGAACAAGAAAAGGGAGUAUUCUGCCAGUAGAUGGGAAGUUGAAGAAGGUGAAUCGGAGGGAAAGGAUAAAGGAGGAUUAUCAUCAGUGAGAACAAAGACUUCAUUAACUGGAGAAAUUGAAAAUGCACAUGGAAGAAGGAUUUCAGAAAGACAUUACAAUGCCCUGAACAAUGUUAGAUCCUCUGAGAAUGUAUACUUCUAUGGUGAAUGGAUAGAUGAUCUAGAAGAUUUGUUUCUUGGGGAAGAAGAGACGCAUGAUGGAAGUAGACAUUCAAAUGGCAUGGAGAUGAAAGGAAGCUCAAUGGAAUUAAGAGAGAAAAAUUAUGCAUCUGGGAACUCCUCAUUUUGUGGUUUAUCUCCUUCCCCCCCUUCUUCCUUUUCAUCAGGUCCAGUUAUCAGAAAUGAUGUACUCAGAGCUGGCAGAUCCAAGACAAGAAAUCAAAAGAAUACUUGCCUUAAACAGGAAAAAAGGGAAGAGCGGAUAAAGUGUCAUCAGUGUGCGAGGAGUGAUAGGAGAAUUGUAGUUCCUUGCGCUGAGUGUAAAAAGAAAGUAUAUUGUAUCCAGUGUAUCAAGCAGUGGUAUCAGCACUUGUCAGAAGAAGAAAUUGCAGAGAGUUGCCCUUUUUGCCGUCAAAAUUGCAACUGCAACUUGUGCUUGCAUUCAAUUGGCACAAUCAAGACAUCAAAGAGGGACCUCAAUGAUCAGGAGAAGGUUCAGCAUCUUAAUUAUUUAAUCAAGUCUCUUAUUCCAUUUUUGAAACAAAUUCAUCAAGAGCAAACAGAGGAGAUAGAGACAGAGGCCCUAAUUCAAGGGCUACCAUCAUCUGCAAUUACAGUACAGGAGUCCAUUUGUCACAAUGAUGAGCGAGUGUAUUGCAACCACUGUGCAACCUCAAUUGUUGAUCUUCAUAGAAGUUGCCCAAACUGCUCAUAUGAGCUGUGUCUUAGCUGUUGCCGUGAGAUUCGCCAUGGAGAGGAAUUAGGAGCUGGCAGCAAAGGAGUUUUUAAAUAUCUGAACAGAGGCUGUGAUUACAUUCACGGUGGGGACCCUCUGCCACAUUCUCAUAACUUGGAAACUUCUGAUGAACACAAUGAGCCAGUGACCAAAUGGGUUGCCAAUGAUGAUGGAAGUAUCACUUGCGCUCCAAAAGAAAUGGGUGGGUGUGGAAGCUGUGUGCUAGAUAUAAAGUGUCUUCUUCCACAUGGUUGGAUCUCAAACUUGGAAGCUAAAGGAGAAGAAAUAUUAAAGAAAUAUGAGAUUUACCAAAUGAUGUCUGUGCCCAGUUCUCUUGACAGUGACACCAAGAUGUCGCCGUUGACUGUUUCUAGAGAAAGCUGUAGGAAUAAUGUAUUGUAUUGCCCAAAUUCAAGGAAUGUCCUAAAGGAGGAAGAGCUCUUGAAAUUUCGGAGGCAUUGGGCAAAUGGUGAACCAGUGAUUGUUCGAGAUGUUCUUGAGCAGACAACUGGAUUAAGCUGGGAGCCAAUGGUCAUGUGGCGCGCACUUUGUGAGAACUUGGAUUCAAGUAUUACUUCAAAAAUGUCAGAAGUGAAGGCUAUUGAUUGCCUGGCCGGCUGCGAGGUGAGAAUAAGUACUCGCCAAUUUUUCAAAGGUUAUACUGAAGGAAGAAGGUAUAGGAAUUUCUGGCCUGAAAUGCUCAAGCUGAAGGACUGGCCUCCAUCUGACAAAUUUGAGAAUUUCUUGCCACGCCACUGUGAUGAGUUUAUUAGUGCAUUGCCAUUUCAGGAGUACACGGAUCCUAGGGCUGGUUUUCUUAAUCUUGCAGUGAAAUUGCCUGAAGGUGUCCUAAAGCCUGACUUAGGUCCAAAGACAUAUAUUGCAUAUGGAAUUGCUGAAGAACUUGGAAGAGGGGAUUCUGUAACUAAGCUUCACUGUGAUAUGUCUGAUGCGGUGAAUAUAUUGACGCACACUGCAGAAAUAGAAUUAGAUGAUCAGCAACGUGCAGCAAUUGCAGUGUUGAAAAAGAAGCACCAAACUCAAGAUGAAAAGGAGCGCCUUGAUCAAGAGAUGAAUGAAAAUCCUGUGGUGAAUGAGACAGAUGUUAGAGGUGCAGCUUAUGCUAUGGGUGCAUCUAAGAUCAGCAGUACAUCUCAAGCUAGUGAAGUAAUUGUUGAUCAGAUAAAUGGGCACAGAAAAUAUCCUGCUUUUGACAGUUCUUCCCCGGAAGGAACAUCACAUCAAACAGGUGGUGCACUAUGGGACAUCUUUAGGCGUGAAGAUGUACCAAAGUUAGAAGAAUAUCUCAUGAAACACCAUAGAGAAUUCAGGCACACUUACUGUUCUCCAGUUGAACAGGUAGUUCACCCAAUUCACGACCAAUGCUUCUACCUAACUUUGGAACACAAGAAAAAACUCAAGGAGGAAUUUGGAAUAGAGCCAUGGACAUUUGAGCAACGACUUGGAGAGGCAGUAUUUAUCCCUGCUGGCUGUCCGCAUCAAGUCAGGAAUCUCAAAUCAUGCACAAAAGUUGCUGUAGAUUUUGUUUCCCCUGAAAAUGUCCAUGAGUGCAUUCGGCUGACCAAGGAGUUCAGGAAACUGCCCAAAGAUCACAAGGCCAGAGAGGACAAAUUAGAGAUAAGGAAGAUGAUUCUUCAUGCAAUGAACCGAGCCAUUGAAGAUUUUGAAGCCUUUACAUCAUCUUCCUGAAAGCCAUUUGAAUCCAUAAAGCUCGACAACAUUUUUGACAUCUAAAAUAUUUAGAGGAAAUAUACCAUAAUAAGGGAGAGAACUACAGCAGAGCUAAAGAGUGACAUUGAUUGUAAUUUCUUGGAAUAAUUCUUUGCUUAGUCGUAUAUUGCAUUAUUAUGGGUAGUGCUAAUUUUGUACUUGCAAUAUUGGCGGUUGAAUUUCAUUUCAUCACAUGAUGAAAUUUUGACUAUUGUUGAAUAAAGCAUUAAAAGUUCCUAAUUGUUAA